Plasmodium gonderi is the source of this 1620-nucleotide messenger RNA. RefSeq lists its product as hypothetical. The coding region runs from base 1 to 1620 and encodes 539 amino acids. Lineage: Eukaryota; Apicomplexa; Aconoidasida; Haemosporida; Plasmodiidae. Gene Ontology annotation, biological process: protein phosphorylation. The transcript has a single exon. Gene Ontology annotation, molecular function: protein kinase activity; ATP binding. The record is from RefSeq and is a predicted model, not a curated record.
AUGAGCAAAUGGGGAGAAUUGAAAAGUAAAAUAAUAUGGCCAAAUGAAUUUCUGUAUGCCGUGGAAAAUGAAGGGAAAGAAAACAAAUUCGGGCACAGUUAUGUGGUAAAGUACAACGGAAAUGUAGCUCACAAUAUUUUUAAAAAAGGGAUAAGUCAAUUGAAUAAAUUGAUGAAUACGACAAAACGUAUUUGUGAGAAUUUAGAGGAACAAAAUGAUCACUAUAAUUCAGAGGAUUUAGAAUUCGAUCUAGAUAAAAAUAAUUCAGAGGAAAUUAACAAUGCUAAUCAAAUAUUGCUAAGAUUAAAUGAUAAGAAGCAAUAUUUUAAAGAUCGACUUUUCCAGAUAAAAACCAUUGAUGAGAAAUACGACAUUGUAAAUAAUAUAACACCCUACUACCAUGUAAUUCGUUUGGAUUCCCCGUUUGUAAAUAUUGAGGGAGAUAAUUUAAUAGAGAUAUUAAAAAAAAAAUAUUCGAAUUACUAUAAUACUACAGGUAGAGUUAAGGGAGAGCAGGGAAAAAAAAAGCGCAAUGAGCCAACGAAUAGAGAAUUCAAAACCUAUUUGUAUAACGCCAAGAUUAUAGACUGUGAUGAAACUCUUAUAGGAAACAGGGAAUUUAUUUUUUCUGAGGCAAAUACGCAGGAAUUAAAGAUAAAUAUACUUAUUAAUGAGGGAAAAAACCUACAACAAGUGUUAUAUGAGUACAAGGAAUGUUGUGGAAGUGCGGGCCAUGAUAUUGAGGCAUGGGAGGGAUUCAAUGGGACAAGUGAACGAUAUGAUUCAAGUUGUCACGGUAAUGUUUUGACAAGUGGUCAUGUUGUACCGAAUGGUCUGACUGAUCAGGCAGCUCGAAAUCAAGACAGUUUCUCAUUGAGCAAUGAGAUGACAUACGAACAGCUGGGUGUUCUUCCUUACAGCGGCAUUAUCAUGCUGCAAAAAAAAGAGUUCGAGAAGCAAAACUAUGUUGCAGCAUUUUUGACACCAUUUCUUCUGAACGGCAAUAUAAAAAAGUUCAUCGAAAAUGUACAUCCUUAUGUGAAAUACAAAUUUGAUAGCCAACUUGUUUUAAAAAAUUUGUGCAACCUUAUAAAACUCAUGUGUUAUUUGGAAGAGAAAAAUAUCGCUCAUGGAAACAUUAAACCAACCAAUCUGUUCAUAAGCAACAAUGGUUUUAAUAUACUUAUUGGAAACUUUGUCCCCAAAACGAAAUUGAUAAAUUAUUACUUCUAUGUUAUUGAUAAGAGAAGAAGGAUGCCGAAAUAUAUUUCUCCUGAACUUUUACUUUAUUUGAACAAAAAAAUUGCACUAAUAAAAAAGAGGAAAAAAACAAACAAACAUAUUGAUAAAUACCUAAUUAAGAAUGACAUUUUUUGCUUAGGUUUAUGCUUUUAUUACAUAUUAACAAUGAAAGAAGACAUUUUGAAUCACAUUGAUGAUCAGUAUGCUUUUCAAUUUAAAUUGGAUAGUAUACAGUCUUUUAUUACAAAACCAGAAUUACUGUUCCUUUUAAAAAAUAUGCUGAUUUAUGAACAUCGCCAACGCCCUACAUGGUCUGCCUUAAUGGGGUUGGUGCAUCAUCUACAGGGAACAGAAAAAAAAAAAACUUUUCCAUGUUAA